GCCAGUAGGUGGCAGUAGUGUCAUCUGAGAGCAGCAGCAGCCGCGCGCUUCUGCGGUAGAAGAAGAUGGGCCGUUGACAAGAGAAGAACUCCUGUGGCUAUCUUGAGCUAGCAAAAUAACGUUACUUGAGUGUAUUUAGUUGCUUAACAUUUGAACGUGUUGUUGUUUUAUUCGCAUCGAAAAUGAUCCUUACCGUGAAACCGCUUCAGGGAAAAGAAUGCAGUGUACAGGUGACUGAAGACGAAAAGGUCUCCUCAGUGAAGGAACUUGUGUCAGAACGUCUCAACAUACCAGCGAACCAGCAGCGGUUGCUCUAUAAAGGGAAAGCGCUUGCAGAUGAGCACAGACUGAGUGAUUACUCCAUUGGGCCAGACUCUAAAUUGAAUCUGGUUAUCCGUCCAGUGGGGGAGAGGACUGGAGCGUCAGGGAUGGGGGCCGGCAGCAGCAGCAGCAGCAGCACGCACGGAAGAGUGUGGCAGACGGUGUCCACUAUUCUUGCUCGACACUUUAGUCCGUCAGAUGCUGCAAAAGUCCAUGAACAGCUUAUUAAGGACUAUGAACGCUCCCUUCGACAGCUUAGUCUCGAUGACAUUGAGCGCUUGGCGGGACGACUGCUUCACCCCGACACCGAGGGCAUGGACACCUCAUACAUGGACUAAGAAUGCCUAGCUGGAAGUUGCUUUCUGUGAUAGUCUUUUGAGAGAUGCUCAGUGCUCGGAGGUGCAUACAGUGUUUAGAGUGUGAGGCAUGGAAAAUAUUGCAUCAGUUUUCUUGCAGAGCGCCCCAGCUGUGUGCCUAAUCGGUGGCUGAGUGAACACAGAUAAAACUGACUGUUGAUAAUCUCAGCAAUAGGGCUUUCUUAUCCACGACCACAGGACUUGGAUAAGAAAACUUUGCAUUUGGUCCCAGUCAUUGAUGUUGCAGUAACAUUAACGACACAAGGCCUGAUCACAUAAUAUUUGAAUACAAAGUAAUCCAUUUAUGCUGUUGGUUUCGCAUGAUCUCUGGCUGCUACUACUCCCAAGGGGCACUAACUUCUACUGAAGGGUAUUUUUUAGCAAUGUCUGUGUUGGAUGAUGACUGUGUGUUUUUCUGUUAAUCAUUCGUGAGACGGUAAUACAUGUUUUAUUCCAUAACUAACUGAUGUUCAUUGUAUGAUUUGUAAAUAUCAUGUUUAUAUAUACAGACAUUAAACCACAGAAAAAA
Sander lucioperca (pikeperch) is the source of this 1206-nucleotide messenger RNA. RefSeq names its product ubiquitin like 4A (gene ubl4a). NCBI's taxonomy places the organism in Eukaryota, Metazoa, Chordata, Actinopteri, Perciformes, Percidae. Bases 183 to 659 code for a protein of 158 amino acids. Gene Ontology annotation, molecular function: protein binding. The record is from RefSeq and is a predicted model, not a curated record. Gene Ontology annotation, biological process: post-translational protein targeting to endoplasmic reticulum membrane. The transcript is spliced from 4 exons.